AUGAACUCAAUGGCUCCAACUUACGACUUCCACCCCAUCAGCCCGACCGCCCUAGAGCCCAACUCCAUGUUCACAGACCACGACGUGACCUCGCACAUGCAUGGCAAUUCAGGCAACAUGUGGAGUGGCCUACCACAGCCGGCAUUGGAUGGCGGUCUGGAAAAACUCCUCAACAAUUAUAGCACAACAACAGAGCGAUACGGCCAAGUAACGCCACCAGAUGAUGCGAACAUGCACGAGAUGACAAAGUCAUUCGGCAAGAGAGCUGACUCUGGAGCUUCUGGCAUGGAGGUUUAUGACACCUCGAGUAUGUCACCUCGCAGUUCCAUGUCAAACAAGCGACCUUCAGUAAGGUCAUCCCAAAAGAGCCGCAAAGAGAGUCGAGCAUCAGAAGAUGGUUUGGCCGGCGACAAGAAAGACAAAUACCGAGAGAAGAAUCGCGUCGCUGCGGCCAAGUGUCGUGCAAAGAAGAAGGAACACACCGACCAGCUUGAAGACACAUACCGUACCCAGAGCGCAAUGAACAGCGCGCUGAAGCAGACCGAGAAGUCUCUGCGUGAUGAGUUGUCUUACUGGCGUACGCAAGCAUUGCAGCACACAUUCUGCAAUUGCCACCCCAUCCAAGAAUACAACAUGAGGAAAGCUCAAAGCAUGGCCUUUGGUGGCAACUACGGCACAACGUCUUCCCCUGUCGUAGCAGAUGCUCGUUCAGCUUCUUUCAGUCACAACCAUGUUCGGUCGUCUUCGGCUGCCGGCAUGGUCUCUCCCGUGAUGAGCGAAGGCAACGGCAAGACACCUUCAGUGGCCUCUUUGUCGGAAGUGACUAGGCAAUAG
Aureobasidium musti is the source of this 834-nucleotide messenger RNA. Lineage: Eukaryota; Fungi; Ascomycota; Dothideomycetes; Dothideales; Saccotheciaceae. The record is from the annotation of a GenBank genome assembly.